CAUCUCUUGAAUCAUCCUUCCCAAAAAAACUCGUUUUAGAGAAAUCCUGCUCCGAAACCAUGGUGUGCUGGUCAUGCAGGGCUUGCAAUUUUGUCCCUGCCGGAGAAUUACCAGAUGAACUACUCUUCAUGCUAGUGUUUGUUGGGCAGAUCUUUGGAGCAGAGUAAGUUCCAUGCUGAUGGGUGUUGUUCUGGUAAGGCAAGAAGUUCAGAGGGGACUCAAACAAGAAGAGACUCAAAAUCAGAGUUAAAAGCCAGCACUAAAUCAGAUAUAAAAGCAGGAUGAUGGUGGGAGGCAAACUAAGUAUUCAGAGAAGCAGGUUGUUUUCUGAUCAUUAUCACAAGAGAAAAGAAUCCGCAAGAGAAAUGCAUUCCAAUGACUUAGAGACCCAUUUGCAAUUGAUGUGAUCCUUUGCAUGAUGGUGUUAUCCAGAAACAGAGGAGUUAUUAAAAUGCAGGUGUAAAUGUUACUUUUUGGGUGAAGUUUUAAGGUGAUGGAUGGAUAUAUAGUUAUUCCUCGCAAAAAAUGUUGGGAGAAUAUUGCAAAAUAACCCUUUUUUUCUGUCUUGUAUCAUAACUGCCUUAGACUUGUUGUAUAGCAACUCUCUUUGCUGAUUAAAUCAGAGAGAUCAUACUCGAUGUACAAUUUGGUAGCCAAUAAACUUUGGUUGUUCCA
Rubroshorea leprosula is the source of this 675-nucleotide messenger RNA. NCBI's taxonomy places the organism in Eukaryota, Viridiplantae, Streptophyta, Magnoliopsida, Malvales, Dipterocarpaceae. The record is from the annotation of a GenBank genome assembly.